Piliocolobus tephrosceles (Ugandan red Colobus) is the source of this 1645-nucleotide messenger RNA. It is a transcript of the gene MRGPRX2, whose product is annotated as MAS related GPR family member X2. The record is from RefSeq and is a predicted model, not a curated record. Gene Ontology annotation, molecular function: G protein-coupled receptor activity. Gene Ontology annotation, cellular component: plasma membrane. Gene Ontology annotation, biological process: G protein-coupled receptor signaling pathway. Lineage: Eukaryota; Metazoa; Chordata; Mammalia; Primates; Cercopithecidae.
UCACCCUUCAAUCUCCUGUCAAGGUGUCCCUUUGGAGACUGAGUGCCGGGUAGCCCAUUGAUGAGGCACAGACAUGUCUCCUCCCAGGAUGCAAAGUGUCACUUCUUUGGACUGGUCUCUAUCAUCAUAAAUGCCUUGAGAAUGGAAUGUGGUUGGAAAAAAAGGGAUUGGGAAUACAUAGGUACUCCCAGGUAUAAAUACACAGGGGCGCCAGUGGAGGUUUUCUGAACAUGGAUCCAACCACCCCGGCCUGGGGAACCGAAAGUACAACAAUGAAUGGAAAUGAUCAAGCCCUUCCUGUGCUUUGUGGCAAGGAGACCCUGAUCUUUGUCCUCCUGAUCCUCUUCAUUGCCCUGGUAGGGCUGGUAGGAAACGCGUUUGUGCUCUGGCUCCUGGGCUUCCGCAUGCGCAGGAACGCCUUCUCUGUCUACCUCCUCAGCCUGGCCGGGGCCGACUUCCUCUUCCUCUGCUUCCCGAUGAUAUAUGGCCUGCAGUACCUCAUUAACCUCGUCCAUCCCAUCUCCAUCAAUUUCCCUAGCUCCUUCGCCACUGUGAUGACCUGUGCCUACCUUGCAGGCCUGAGCAUGCUGAGCGCCAUCAGCACCGAGCGCUGCCUGUCCGUCCUGUGGCCCAUCUGGUACCGCUGCCGCCGCCCCAGACACCUGUCAGCAGUCAUGUGUGUCCUGCUCUGGGCCCUGUCCCUGCUGCUGAGCAUCUUGGAAGGGAAGUUCUGUGGCUUCUUAUUUAGUGGUUAUGACUCUUUUUGGUGUGAGACAUUUGAUAUCAUCACAGCAGCGUGGCUGAUGUUUUUAUUUGUGGUUCUCUGUGGGUCCGGCCUGGCCCUGCUGGUCAGGAUCCUCUGUGGCUCCCGGGGUCUGCCACUGACCAGGCUGUACCUGACCAUCCUGCUCACCAUGCUGAUCUUCCUCCUCUGCGGCCUGCCCUUCGGCAUUCAGUGGUUCCUAACAUUAUGGAUCUGGAAGAAUUCUGAUGUGUUAUUUUGUCAUAUUCAUUUAGUUUCAGUUGUCCUGUCGUCUUUUAACAGCAGUGCCAACCCCAUCAUUUACUUCUUCGUGGGCUCCUUUAGGAAGCAGUGGCGGCUACGGCAGCCGGUCCUCAAGCUGGCUCUCCAGAGGGCUCUGCAGGACACUGCUGAGGUGGAUCACAGUGAAGGAUGCUUCAGUCAGGGCACCCUGGAGAUGUCCGGAAGCAGUCUGGUAUAGAGAUGGACAGCCUCUACUUCCAUCAGAUAUAUGUGGCUUUGAGAGGCAACUUUGCCCCUGUCUGUCUGAUUUGCUAAACUUUCUCAGCCCUGAUCUUAAAACAGUUAAGAUAGUCCUUGUGAGGAUUAAGUGAGACAGUGCCUAUGAAACAAACACUAAGUGCAGUGUCUCUGGAACCGCCUUACUCACCGGCCUCCACCACAUCCCCAUGAGAGCCUUGCCAACUCUGGGGUCCAGAACUGUUCCCAUUUUUAAUGAAUCCUACCUUUGACAGAAGGCUGAAAGCAAUGCAGAAAAGGUCUACAUUUCUUUGGUCACUGCACUUGAUAGGGACUCAAAGAAUGUUAUAUUUUUAAUAAGUUUCUUUUUCUCUUCCAUACAAUUCCUGUCUCAACAAAAUUAGAAGAAUUAAAUUUAAAUCU